AUGCCUGAAUACCGCCAACAGAAUUUCGACGACGAGAUCGAGAUGGUCACCCAUGCCUACGGGAGUCUACCUCUAUCCCACACGCCAAUGGAUGAGGCGCUGAGGACGAAGCCAACCCCAGAUACCGUACUUGCCAUGGUAAUAGACGCAUUGGUCAAGUCAAGACCUAUUUCACAUGAGUUGUCCCAAUCGACAGUCGCUGGACUUGUGGAGUACGACUAUCACAACAUUGACAAGCUUUCGGGAACUUCGUGGGAAGAACGAACUGAUCUCCUGAGACAAGUCGGGUAUAAUCGGUAUCGUGAACAGUGUGCUACAAAUCUAGGCAAUCUUUCUGAUUUUGUUUUGGUUAAAUAUGAUGGCGAUCUCAACAAUCUGCUCGAGGCUGCCCAUGAUGAUCGCGAGCAAGUCCGAGCUCGAAUAAAGGAGAUCAAAGGAGUUGGGGACUUGGGGGUAGAAUUAUUCCUGGACAAUGUUCAAAGUGUCUGGCCAUCCAUGGCUCCGUUUGUAGAUUCACGGAGUCUUCAUACAGCGGAGGAAAUUGGAUUGGGAAAUGACGUAGAGGCGAUAUACGACCAUCUACAGAAGGACCCUAUGAGGAUGAGUAUGUUUGCCAAUGGAUUGUCGGAGAUUCGAUUGGAGCACAAGCAGCAUGAGAUUGAAGAGAUGUGA
Messenger RNA from Penicillium cataractarum, 672 nucleotides. RefSeq lists its product as uncharacterized. Lineage: Eukaryota; Fungi; Ascomycota; Eurotiomycetes; Eurotiales; Aspergillaceae. Bases 1 to 672 code for a protein of 223 amino acids. The record is from RefSeq and is a predicted model, not a curated record. Gene Ontology annotation, biological process: DNA repair. Gene Ontology annotation, molecular function: catalytic activity. The transcript has 2 exons.